CGCUAUCCAUUGACUUCAUCUCCAUUUGCAAGCUAUUAGAGAAAAAGAAAUAUGGUUCGAAAGAAAGAUCGAUUUUGGAGGUAUGUUGAAGACCUAGAUGGCCGUUUCAAAUGUAACUUUUGUCGACGUGAUUUUGCUGGGGGUGCUUCUAGGAUUAAAUUUCACUUGGCAAGAGUUAAAGGUCAUGCUAUAGAUAUUUGUGCCAAUGUGCCUGAAGAUGUUCAAAAAAAAGCUUAUCUAGUAAUUGGAGGGACUAAUAAAAAACUUAAGAGUGCAUCAAGUUCAAGCAAUGCUAAAGAGAGUAAAACCACUUCGUGUUCAAUAUCGAGAGACCUAUGCCAUGCUACCAAUUCAAAGAUGUGUGGUAAAAAAGAUAAGAGUGCAGUGGACAAAUUGCUUGCCCGACUUCUUAUAGUAAAUAACAUAUCAUUUGAUGUUGUUCAAACGACAUCCUUUAUUCACUUUGUGCAAGGUGUUGCUGAUUAUGGUCCUGAAUAUAAGUUACCCUCUAAUUUGACUCUGCAAAGGAAGUUAAUACCAAAUUUGAAGGUCAAAGUUGAAGAGUAUAUUAGAAGAAUUAGGAAUUCUUGGUCGGUAACUGGUUGUACUCUUAUGUCAUGCAUAUGGAGUGAUUUGGAUCAGAGAGCAUUUAUCAAUAUUAAUGCAAAAUCUCCUAGUGGAGCAAUAUUUUUGAAUUCGUUUGAAGUUUCAAAGGAUAAAAUAACAACACCAUAUAUUAAAGACAUCAUUUCUUCAGUAAUUGAAGAAAUUGGGUCUGAUAAUAUUGUUCAAUUAAUCAUUGAUAAUACUACAAAUUUUGAGUUUGCUGGAGACAUGCUUAUUGCCAAGUACCCUCGGUUGUACAAAACCCGAUGUGCUACUUAUGGCAUUCGAUUGCUUUUGAAGGAUAUAUGUGAGGAAGUUGAUUGGGUGCAGAAGAUAAUUAGUGAUGCAAAAUCAAUUGUUUCAUAUAUGUAUAUGGAUAGUAUCAUUUUGUCACUCAUGAGAGAGUACACAAACCAUAAAGAAUUGAAACAUCUUCGUACAAGUAGGUCUUCUAGCUGCUUGAUGCUUCAAUCUAUUUUGAAUGUUCGAGAUGAAUUGCAGCUACUUGUUGCAUCUUCCAAGUGGAAAGAAUUGAAUCAUAAUGAAAAGGGCAUCAGUAAAGAAGUGGUUGCUAGUAUUAUCCAAAGUACAGAAUUUUGGGGUCAAGGGAAAGAGGCGCUACUAGUUUUGGAGCCUUUGGUUCGUGUUCUUCGAUUGGUAGAUAGUGAUUGGUCAACUGCAGGAUACUUAUAUGAAGCAAUGGAAAUGGCAAAAGAAGCAAUUAAGUAACAAUGUGCUAGCAAUCAAGACAAA
Molecule: messenger RNA, 1359 nt
Organism: Quercus lobata
Lineage: Eukaryota; Viridiplantae; Streptophyta; Magnoliopsida; Fagales; Fagaceae
Exons: 2
Coding region: 52-1335 (427 amino acids)
Molecular function (GO): DNA binding
Source: RefSeq, a predicted model, not a curated record